This is a messenger RNA of Salmo salar (Atlantic salmon), 7142 nucleotides long. RefSeq names its product macrophage-stimulating protein receptor. Gene Ontology annotation, cellular component: signaling receptor complex; plasma membrane. Gene Ontology annotation, biological process: protein phosphorylation; positive regulation of kinase activity; multicellular organism development. Gene Ontology annotation, molecular function: transmembrane receptor protein tyrosine kinase activity; ATP binding; protein binding. NCBI's taxonomy places the organism in Eukaryota, Metazoa, Chordata, Actinopteri, Salmoniformes, Salmonidae. The record is from RefSeq and is a predicted model, not a curated record.
UGUGUUUGAGAUGUAUCUGAUAGCAAUGCAUAUUUGGCAACUGUUUACAGGGAGGCGUAUCCCACAGCGGCAUUCCAUUUGCCAAGAAUGCUUGGGUCUCCUCUCUUGUACCCCUUACAACCCCGAGUGAGUGUGUGAUCGCUUGCUUUCAUGCGUGAGUGUGAAAAUUGCUUUCCUUCAAGUGACUUCAGAUGAGAAUCUCAACAGAGAAAAAAAGCAAUAUUUGAUAUUGCAUAGGACAGAAAAAAAGAGAUUGUGCAAUCAAAACCAGUGCGUACUUCCUUGCCGUAGGCGGGGCAUGAGGAAUAUAUGCGGAAUCGUGCUCCAGGUGUGCGUCUUCUCCCAGGACCAUACAGAAAGUUCACAUAGAGUUUCUGAGAUUGCUCCAUUCAUCAACAAGCGCACAGAACUGGACCGAAUGUAGCCUAGUGCCACAGACAACAUCAAAGACAGCCAGUGUUGUGUCUGGGAAUCAAGACUUUAGUUAACCGGAGACACGGCAUUAUACGCACUCAGCUCCUGCUGAUCACCAGAAUGUUCAGGAGGAGAGGAGAUGUUCUCGUGGCUGUAGGUAACAGGCAGUAGCAGUGGAGAUGGUCCCCUGGGCCACCUUCCUGGUGACAUGCAUAUGGAUACAGACCCUCAAAGCCUCAGGACUGGACACCUGUCCCAGGACCCCUCGCAAGGAGGUGGAUUUCACCUUUAACUACUCAAUACCCCACUUCCAGACAGCCAAACCCAUCCAGAACAUAGUGGUCAACCUGUACAUGCCUGAGGUUUAUGUGGCUUCUCAGAAUGUGAUUGAGGCAGUGAGUGGAGAGCUCAGUAAGUUAUGGGAGCUGAGGACAGGCCCAGUGGGCAGCCCGGAGUGUCAGACCUGUGGCCUGUGUGACAUCGAGGCCGAUCUUGAGGACUCAGUAGACACGGACAAUGAGGUCCUGCUCUUGGACCCAUCACCUUAUCUUAACUCUCUGUACUCCUGUGGGAGCUCUCAGCAUGGGGUCUGUCACUUACAUGAACUUAGCUCUAAUGAUACCCCACCUAAAUCUGAAUGUCUCUUCAGGAAGGAUGCUAACUCUCCGUCCCUUUGCCCUGACUGCCUGGCCAGCCCCCUGGGCACUGAGGUCAUCAUCGUGGAGCAAGGCUACACAGCCUACUUCUUUGUAGCGGCUACACUCAAUGAGCGUGUGGCACAGAGGUACGGCAGACCGUCCUUAUCGGUGCGCCGGCCACUGUCGACCCUGGAUGGCUUUGAGAUGGUCAUGCAGGGUCUGACUGUGCUCCCUAAACUACAGAACUCCUACCGGAUCGACUACAUCUACAGCUUCUCCACACAGGACUAUGUCUACUUCCUGUCUGUCCAGAGGGAGAACUUCCUGGACUCAUAUCAGACGCGGUUGGGCCGUUUCCCGGUGAAGGACACGGAAGCGUGGCUGUACCGUGAGGUGGUGCUGGAGUGUCGCUUCGAGCCCAAACGCAGGCGGAGGAGGAGGGGGGGGAACAAUAUUUUCCAGGACGUGGUGUAUAAUGGGCUGCAGGCGGCCCACUUCAGCCGGGCAGGGAAGGAGCUGGCAGAGGAGCUGGGGGUGGGGGAGAAGGAUGAGAUCCUCUAUGGAGUGUUUGCAGUGACAGAUGGUUCUGGGAGGCCCUACAGUAACUCAGCCAUGUGUGCCUUCCCCAUGCCCAACGUGAACAGGGCCAUCGACCGGGGAGCGGAGGACUGCUGCAGGUCUAGCACAGAGCAGCUCUCCAGGGGGCUCUGCCACUUCCAGCUCUGCGAGAGCUGCCCUCAUGAGAGCUCCGACAACAACGUUACAUGCAUGGCCAAGUCCACCCUGGUGUCUAAGCCAUACUACAGGUUGGACCUCUUCAACAGGUACAUGAACAACAUCCUGCUCACCUCAGUACUGGUCACCAUCAUCGGGAACAACACUGUGGCACACAUUGGCACCAAGGACGGCAGGCUGUUGCAGCUCAUCCUGAGGAGGUCAAAUCCCAUCAUCUUUGCCAACUAUUCUCUGGGAGAGGACACUGAGGUGUCCAGGAAAGCUGCUGUGCAAUCUAACGAGUCCUUGCUCUUUGUGGUUGGAAAUAAGAUGUUCAGUGUGUCUCCUAAAGGACCAGGAUGUAAACACUUUCUGACCUGCUCCACGUGUCUGAUGGCGCCCAGGUUCAUAGGGUGUGGCUGGUGUUCGGGGGUGUGCUCCAGGCAGGAGGAGUGCCUCAUACAGUGGAAGAGUGAGUCCUGUCCUCCCGUCAUCACAAAGUUUUCCCCAAAGACGGCUCCCCCUGAUGGUGAGACAGAGCUGAGGCUGUGUGGCUGGGAGUUACAGUCUCCUCUACGACCAGCCAUCAUCAGCGAGGAGACCCACCUGGUGCGAGUGGGAGAGACUCCCUGCACUGUGCUGUCAGAGAAGAGCAAUAGUACACAGCUGGUGUGUAGCAUUCACCCUAAGGUUCCGGGUCCAUCCCAGGAUCUCAACAUCACUGUGGCAGUGCAUGAGGGGAAGGUGGAGGGACGCUACUCAGUUGAAGGCCAGGCCCAAAUGAUAGGGUUCACUUUUGUGGAGCCAAGUAUCACAGAAAUCACUCCUGACUACGGGCCUCAAAUAGGGGGAACCUUGGUCACAGUGACAGGGCCUCACUUGAAUGCUGGAAUGAUAAAGACUGUGUCUAUAGGAAACCAGGACUGCCCCAUCAAGAGUGUCACUGAGGGUACUGGGACCAUGUCCUCCAUAGUCUGCCUGUCCAAAGGGUUGGCAGUGGUGAAGAAGGUGCCUGUCAGGGUUUUCAUUGACAAAUCCCAAGUGGCUACUACCAAGAUGUUUCACUACAAGAAGAACCCUGUGAUCACUGUGAUACAGCCAGUCUGCAGCUUCAGAAGUGGAUCCAAAAUCAUCAUAAAAGGCAGUAAUCUGGACUCUGCGUACAACACUGUGAUCCGCUACAAAUCCCACAACCCCUCACAGAUGCUUCUGCAGCGUGUCUGCAAUGGCACAGCAACCCCCACACGUAUGGAGUGCUUCGCCCCUGUUUUCCCCAGGAAUGAGACCGACAAGGGCAUCAUCACUAUCAACAUGGACGGGGCCAACAAACUUGUGGUGAAGCGCUUCGAAUACCAACCAGACGCCAGCAUCACCCCCUUUGAGUACGAAGGCAACGUACUCCGCCUGAACCCUGGACAGACUGAGGUUUCCCUGCAUCACAACAAGCUGAGUAUGGUGAGUCCCUGUAUGGAGAUUACAAUGAGCAUUGGAGGUGUGGACUGUGGUGUCCAGGUACUGGACAACGAACUGACCUGCAGGAUCCCCAAGAAUCUCAUCAUCCCCAGUGAAGGGUCACCUGUCAGGGUGUCUGUGAAUGGGCAUGCCUAUGAGGUGGGCACUGUGGUCUUCUUCAGCAACACUGUCAACACAGUGGGUGUGGUGAUGGGGAUCUUUGCUGCAUUGUGCAUUGGCGCUGCCCUGGCUUUCAUCACCAUGAAACAUGUGAGGAGGAAAAAGAAAGAAAUUUCAGUCAAUGUAGAGACUCGUUUAGCAAGGAUGUCCGCCCGCAGAAGAAUAAGCAGCAACCCUGACCUAUCCCCCACAGGUGACUACAGACGAGACCUGUCCUACCAGCCGAGCCAGACGACAGGCUCAGGAGGGAUAACCUUCCAUGGCCUGGUCUACACUGCCACCUUUGACCCCUUGGCCGUGCCUCUGAUCUCAUUGGACACCCUGAAACCUGAGCUCCUGGAGGAGGUCAGAGACGUCCUGAUCCCAGCCGACACGGUCAACAUUCACCACAACCAGAUCAUUGGUAAAGGUAAUUUUGGGACUGUGUACCAUGGCUACCUAACAGACAACAAGAACCAAGAACAGUUAAUCCACUGUGCUGUUAAAGCAUUGAACAGGAUCACAGCCCUGGAGGAGGUGGAGCAGUUCCUGAGAGAGGGCAUCCUGAUGAAGGAGUUCCACCACACCAACGUUCUGUCCCUGCUGGGCAUUAUUCUGCCCCAGGAGGGGCUCCCCCUGGUGGUGCUGCCCUAUAUGAAAUAUGGAGACCUGCGCCACUUUAUACGCUGUGAAAGGAGGAACCCAAUGGUGAAAGACCUGAUUGGCUUUGGGCUGCAAGUUGCCAAAGGGAUGGAGUACCUGGCCCAGAAGAAGUUUGUACACAGAGACCUGGCAGCUAGGAAUUGCAUGCUUGAUGAAACGUUCACGGUGAAGGUGGCAGACUUCGGCAUGGCCAGAGAUGUCUUUGACAAAGAGUACUACAGCAUCCAGUACCACAAGAAGGCCAAGCUGCCAGUCAAGUGGAUGGCCAUAGAGAGCCUGCAGACACAGAAGUUCACCACUAAGUCAGACGUGUGGUCAUUUGGGGUCCUGAUGUGGGAGCUGUUGACCAGAGGAGCUAGCCCCUAUCCUGAAGUGGACCCCUAUGACAUCACUCAAUUCCUGUUGAAGGGGCGCAGGCUUCCCCAGCCACAGUUCUGCCCUGAUGUCCUGUACUCAAUCAUGCUGGAGUGCUGGGACCCGGAGCCGGAGCUCAGGCCUGAUUUCCACACGCUGGACCAGGAGGUCCUGGAGAUCUGGUCCUGCCUGGAGGGAGAGCACUACAUCAGCCUUAAGGUGACCUACGUCAACCUGGACCAGCCACGGCCCUACCCAGCCCUGACCGCCUCCGCUGACGAGGCUGAAGCCUCUUCUGGAUCAGAGUCAGACAGCGUUAUGUCCAACUGACUGGACUCAUCAGAACUGACUGGACCACACCAGAACUGACUGGACCAGACCAGAACUGGCCGGACCAGGACAGGGACAGUAGAGAGAGGUCAGAGGGCACUGAUGAAAGGCUUCUCCUUUUCCUAUCCACGCCGUAUGCAGAAAUAAUCUUGCAGUUCUGUUACUUGAGACUGGAUUGGGAAGGAAUAAAACAUUGACUAUUGACUAAAUUUGUCCACUUGUGUGAGCAAUGACACUGCAUUUUAAUGGGGUUUCCCCUACCUUGUGAGUACACAAAUUAUGACUAUAUCAUAUUUUUGUGCACUUUUAAUGCAGUUUUUUUUUUUUUUAAAGGUAGUUCGAGAAAUUGUAUUUAUGGGACACCAAGUGAACCCUCUCCAUGUCUGAAGCACAGCUGUAAAUAUGAACAAAUUAAUGUAAAUGUCUGAAAUGUGGAUAUGUCAUGCUAAUUAAUGACUAUGAUUUAAGCUUGACAUUAAUAUGUUUAAUAGGAUGGAUUUCACAUUUUUGAGUCAGAUUUUGCUAACUUUUUUGCUAUGGCUGUGUUUACACACUGAUCUUUUUGUCACUAUUGGUCUUUUGACCGAUCAGAUCUUUUGACUAUAAUGGGCUAAAGAUCAGAAUUGUGCUGCAUGUGUAGACAGUAUUCGAGAUGGUCAUUUGUGUUGAUGAUCAUUUGAUUUAUGGUAUGAAAUGUGUCCACUGACCAAACUGGUCAACUUUUCUGCAUUUACACAGGCACCCCAAUUCUAGUAUUUUUUUCACUAACUAAUUGGUCUUUUGGCCAAUCAGAUCUGAAAAAGAUCUGAUGUGAAAAGAUCUUAUGUGAUUGUCAAAAAUGAAUUAGCGGCGGGAAAAAUCUGAAUUGGGCUGCCUGUCAACUCAGCCCUUGAGAUUCACAAGGACACACUUCUGAGAGGAUAGUUCAGUUAGCCAUCCUUAUUAAUGGGUAAGCUUUAAAUUGCCCUUCCUCUUCAGAGAAAAUAAUAAUAGGAAUACUAGUUGAUACUCAGUUCAACUGUCACACCCCAUCAGAACCAUAAAUAUAAGCUUGUUUUACUCCAUUGUUUGUAAACAAUGUAAUUUUAAACAAACACUGUAUAGCCUCAAAACAUGGUUAAAACUAUACUUUUGAUAUCAUGGAUGGUCAGUCCUUGUAUUCAUAGCUUUGAGAGUGGUUAAAAUUCUCCAGCCCCAUCCCUCAGCUGUUUACCAAAACAAGUAGGGGGUGGCUGCUUUGUUGUUGUUUGAACUGCGGAUUGCCCAUUUAACUCAGAGCUGAAGUAUGCCCCUCAUUUCAUACUGCUUGUUAGUCUUUGAAUCCAUCACUAGAGGUCAGUAAAAACCUUUGUCACGAGUACUUUUGCUGCAGUAUUCUGCACGUCAUCAGACCAAGGUACACGCCAGAACUUUGUUACAACAAUCUAUGUUUCACACUACAAUGCUUAAAGGAGAUAAGAGGGAUGUUUACUUUGUCUGCAUAAGGAACUGGUUAUGAUUGGCGCUGGCAGACUGUUGUCUGUACUGAAAUCUCAGGACACCCUAUAGCCUUAGUUCUCUUUUUUAUUUCAGUCACUAGAUGUGUAAUCCCCAACUGUGUUUAUCUUGUGGAUUGUUUUAGUGACAUCAAUCAGAAAACACAAGUCUACGUUUGUAUCAACAUGAAGAAAGUAAAACAUUAGAUUUAACACAGCCAAUCAGAUGACUAGUUUCUGUACAGUAGCCAUGAAUACAGGUGUUCAUGAGAGAUGUGUUUUGGGUUAUUGCUGAAGGGUUUGAAGUAUUUCACAGACUUCUGGGCUCUCUCCUCUGUGCCUCCCACUGAGCAGAGCUGGAGAUACUCUCACUGCAGAGAUGAUAAUAGGUUUACCUGUCAUAAACACCAGCACACUGUGGAGCUAUUGUAAAGAGCAGCCUCUUAAUAUGCUAUGUGUGUGUGUGUUUGUGUGUGCAAAUGUGUGAGGGUGUUUAUGUUUAUGUUAACCUUUUCAAUUGGGCACUCUUGAAAGCUUGCUCAGUGGUCUUCGAAAAGGAAAAGGUUGACGACCUGCGCUGUACACCAUAUUACAGUUUCAUAUUUUGACAGAAUGCAACAAUAGGUUAACUUUGGUAUGAAGAGGCUUUUAUGUAAACAGUUCCACAUAAUGUUCCACUGUGUUGUAGGCUACAGUUUUGAAUUAUGCUUUUCUACAAUGUCCUUGAGACAAGUAUUUCUUUAAUUCAAUCUGGAAUGGCGAUCAGAGAAAUGCUGUUAAUGCUAUAAUGGCUGAUGUACUAACUUAGAUUUUUUGUUUGAUUUAUCAGGCUCCCCAUCUGCUGAUCUAAUGGUGAGAGCUACUCUUACUGGGGUUCGACACAUAACGGAAAAAACAUUACAGACAAAAUACUUUACAAUUUGCAUACAUUUAAAAACAUGAA